GUAGGUCUGCUUUUGAUCUAACCACCACACUGGCAUCACUCUAAAGAAUCUCUCUAUCUCUGACUUUUUCUCUCUCAAUAGAAAAUUAAAAAGAAUUCAGGAAUAAAAAGAAAAAGAAAAAAGAGUUAAAUACAAUAAGAUGAUCAGAUCCUCCUCCUUUUCUGAGAUCUAGACUCUGGAGGUGAGGAGAGUAAUCAGAAGAAGAAGAAGAAGAAGGGAGAGGGAGGAGAUGCACGACUUCUGCUUCACGAUCCCGUUCGGGGCGGCGGUGCUGGCGGGCGGCGUCGUCGGCUACGCGCGGCGGGGCAGCACGGCGUCGCUGGCGGGCGGCGUGGGGUCCGGCCUCGUCCUCCUCCUCGCCGGCUUCCUCAGCCUCUCCGCCUUCCGCCACCGCCGCAACUCCCUCCUCGCCCUCAUCCUCGAAACCGUUUGUGCACUGGCAUUAACAUACAUCAUGGGGCAAAGAUACCUUGAAACUUCAAAAAUAAUGCCUGCUGGAGUUGUUGCUGCUCUCAGUGCACUUAUGUCUGGCUUCUAUCUCUACAAGAUUGCGACUGGUGGGAAUCACUUCCCAGCCAAAGCAGAGUGAAGUUGAGUUCUCUUACUGUGCAAGCAUAGCGAAGGCAACAACUAUGUUUAGAAACGAGGGAAUAUUAACCAGGUUCUUUGUAUUGUGACUUUUUUGUUGCAUCGAAUGCAUGUCAUACCUGCUGGCUUCCAUUAGUGACAAUGAAGGGAAAGUACAUUAUUUACAGAUUAUCCCAAGUAGGAAAUACGAAAUAUCAUGCAAACUGUUUUCUAUUACUCGGAUAGGACUUCCUUCUCAAGAAAGUAGUAUUUGUUAUUGGCACUUUUCAUGCAAAAUGUUGAUGAGGAAGGCUGUAAUGGAUGUCUCCUGAUUGUUCUGUUGCUGUAUUGCUUAUGAUGAAUAAGUUUUGGGUAACAGUUGAGGGGAUUUGGAACCAUA
Molecule: messenger RNA, 967 nt
Organism: Ananas comosus (pineapple)
Lineage: Eukaryota; Viridiplantae; Streptophyta; Magnoliopsida; Poales; Bromeliaceae
Product: protein FATTY ACID EXPORT 5-like
Exons: 3
Coding region: 230-589 (119 amino acids)
Cellular component (GO): membrane
Source: RefSeq, a predicted model, not a curated record